Molecule: messenger RNA, 462 nt
Organism: Sinocyclocheilus rhinocerous
Lineage: Eukaryota; Metazoa; Chordata; Actinopteri; Cypriniformes; Cyprinidae
Gene: akap14
Product: A-kinase anchoring protein 14
Exons: 2
Coding region: 1-462 (153 amino acids)
Cellular component (GO): cAMP-dependent protein kinase complex
Molecular function (GO): protein kinase A regulatory subunit binding
Source: RefSeq, a predicted model, not a curated record
AUGGAAACCGACGUCAACAUUUCAGAAACGCUGACAGCUAUGGAGACGGACAGCACACAUAUCGCACAAUGUGAGCAUAAAAUCAAAAACAUCGACUGGAUCUCGUGCAAAGACUUCACAAUCGAGAUCGGAGAGCAACAGAUCAGACGAUACAUGGACACAUUGGAGAUACAGCAGCCCGGCUGGCUCUACAGUCUGAGGUUUCUCCAGGAGACCGAGUUGGAGUUUAAAACGCAGUACCAGUACGAAACCAAAUGGAGCAUCCCGACCCGAACCGCCCCGAUCCCCAGAGCCACAGCCAGCGUGUAUUUCAUCAUAGAAAUCUCCAAAAUCCGACCAAACACACUGCCUGUGGACGUUCACUUCCUCGUCGAAACAAACAGAUCCAAACAUAUUCCAGGACAGACGAGGUUCAGGGAAAAGUGGCUGAUGGAUAUCAUUGAGAGCAAGAGGGUAAGAUGA